AGUGGUGAAGUAGUUAAGACUGCAUGAUGGUGAUGCUAAUGAACAUGGGAGAUAAUAGUUACUUUUGGAAGUUGGAAUUUUGAGCAAAUGGUUUUGAUUUUUUACAAAAAAAAAAAAGCUUAGGUUUAAAGUUGGAAAUGAAGUUCUAUAAUUUUGAGUUCUUCUUGUGGCCUUCCACUAGAAAAUGUAGUUGUAGAAGGAAACUCAGUGAUCAGUGGCUGAGCUUUUUAACUGGUCUCGACUUUGAAAACGGAUUUUAUGUGUCAAACUAGUGAAAUUCGCAUCAAUGGAAUAUUUGGUUUUGUCCACCACCCUUCCCAGAAAAGGACAGCGAUGAUGUGUAUUUCUAAGUUAUAUGAGUGAUGCCGUUAAUGGUUGAUUUCCUUUUAACUGUUUAUUCCAAGCUUGUGAGUGUCAGCUAUCAGAUUUGCUUACUAAAUUAAUAUUCAAAGUCUAACAUCAUUAAGAGACUGAUUCGACUUCUGAUUGAUCUAGAUAUGAAUUAAUCUGUUUCUUGAGGUCAAGUUUUAACUCUAAUGGCUAGUAAAAUGACUCGCGGACUGUUCUGAUAUUGAGCAAUGGUUUUCUAAAAAGUGCAGUCGAGGUUGCUCCUCUAUCAGUACAUUCACUGUAUGUCCAUUAAUUUACUGCAGGGAGGUCUCACUUACAGAAUUGGGACAUGUAGUUUGGAACUGGAAUUAUGUUUUAUGGGGAUGGGUUGGUGGGAUCAAAACCUUGAUGACCAUUCCGUUUAGCAUUCUAUUUUUCCCCACUAUUGCUUGGGGAUAGAUUGAGCCUUUCAUAAUCUCCUCUCUUCUCUCUCUUUUUCUCUUUCCCUGUUUUCUUUUUAUUAUCUUUCUUUUCCUUGUUCCAUUGUUACGAAUGCAUUGGUCCUAAUUGUUAUAAACUAAAGGCUGACUUUCCUUCAGAAAUCAAUCAUUAUCUACCUUUAAGGAAUUCAUUGGUUCAUUGUUUUUGUACCUGAUGGAGGAUAUUACCCUCUUGAAAGUCAUUCAGUACUCUUGCCUGUCUUUGUUUGUAUUGGUAAAAUUUAGUCAGCCUUUUUACUGAAAAUUGACAUUGGAACUCCUUGGCCAUUUCUCAUGGAACAAGUUCAAUUGAGAUAUUCUUUACUCUGGAAAUCCUCUUGGCCUUUCUUUUUAGUUCAGCCUGUCCACAAUUUUCUUCUUUCUUUUGCAAAUGCUUCUGGCUUCUGUGGUUCCAUCAGAGUUGCAGCUCCAGCUUAUCUUCCUAGAAAUAUAAGAUGCCGAGAACAAGGGCCAGUGCUGCAGCUACUAAAUCUGAACCUGAGAAGCCUGUUGAGACUGAAGAGCAGGUCGACUUUGAAGGGGAUAAUGAAGAAGAGGAAGAGAUUGAGUAUGAAGAAGUAGAAGAAGAGGUGGAAAUGGAAGAGGAAGAAGAAGAGGAGGUAGAAGAGGAGGUGGAAGAAGAAGAAGAAGAGGAAGAGGAGGAGGAGGAAAAUGAAAGUGAUGGAUCUGAUGAUGGAAAUAUGAAAGUCGAUGCUGAGGAUGUGGAGAAAAAGCAUGCUGAGCUCCUCGCCCUUCCUCCUCAUGGUUCAGAAGUGUACAUAGGUGGUAUUACUCAAGAUGUUUCUGAGGCAGCUGUGAGGGAAUUUUGUGAGACAAUUGGGGAAGUUACGGAGGUAAGAAUAAUGAAAGGGAAAGACACCACUCAGAACAAAGGAUAUGCAUUUGUUACCUAUAGAAACAAGGAAUUGGCGUCCAAGGCUAUUAAAGAACUCAACAACACUGAGCUUAAGGGGAAAAGGGUAAAAUGUUCUGAAGCUCAAGCUAAACAUCGGUUAUUCAUUGGUAAUGUUCCGAGAACCUGGGGGGAGGAAGAUAUGAGGACGGCUGUAACAAACGUAGGGCCCGGAGUUAUCACUAUUGAGUUGGUGAAGGAUCCUCAAAAUUCUGGUAGAAAUCGUGGAUUCGCUUUUAUAGAAUAUUACAAUAAUGCAUGUGCAGAGUAUUCAAGGCAAAAAAUGUCAAAUUCAGACUUUAAGCUUGAUGAUAAUGCACCAACUGUUAGCUGGGCAGAUCCCAAAAAUGCUGAAACUGCUGCUUCUUCACAGGUUAAAGCAGUAUAUGUGAAGAACUUGCCCAAACACAUUAACCAGGACAAGCUAAAAGAGUUGUUUGAACAUCACGGGAAAAUUACGAAGGUAGUUCUUCCUCCAGCUAAACCAGGACAAGAACAGAGCAGAUAUGGCUUUGUUCACUUUGCUGAGAGGUCAAGUGCUAUGAAGGCCUUGAAGAACACCGAGAAAUAUGAGAUAGAUGGGAAAAUUCUGGAGUGUUCACUCGCAAAGCCUCAGGCAGAUCAGAAAUCUUCGGGAGGAUCAAGCUCACAAAAGGGACCCACUCUUCCAACUUACCCUCCUCGUAUUGGCUAUGGAAUGAUGGGAGCUCCCUAUGGUGCUCUAGGUGCUGGAUACGGAGCUCCAGGUGUUGGGCAACCAAUGGUCUACGGAAGAGGAGCUACACCUGGUGGCUUGGCAAUGAUGCCGAUGCUUUUACCUGAUGGAAGGAUCGGAUAUGUCCUGCAACAACCAGGAGUUAUGCAUUCCCCACCUCCAGUAUCACGAGGAGGUGGACGUAGUGGCGGAGGAGGAGGUUCAAGUGGUGGAAGGCGGGGUGACAGUGGCGGACGAGGGCGAUCCCGUUACAACCCAUAUUAGGUGUAAAUGAGCCCCAGCAAUGUUUUAAAGCACAAUAUUUAAGAUUACUCACUUUGAGAAUUUUUAAGUUAUUUGACUGAUGUAUCUGUAGUCUGUUUAAAGAAUUGACUCUCAUCUCUAGUCUCCCUCUGACAAUCUCUGUUCAUGGCAUCUUUCUCCUGUUAAAGUAAAUUUUUUAUUUUUGCA
Molecule: messenger RNA, 2887 nt
Organism: Lycium ferocissimum
Lineage: Eukaryota; Viridiplantae; Streptophyta; Magnoliopsida; Solanales; Solanaceae
Product: heterogeneous nuclear ribonucleoprotein Q
Exons: 8
Coding region: 1265-2701 (478 amino acids)
Cellular component (GO): nucleus
Molecular function (GO): mRNA binding
Source: RefSeq, a predicted model, not a curated record